Molecule: messenger RNA, 3777 nt
Organism: Phialemonium atrogriseum
Lineage: Eukaryota; Fungi; Ascomycota; Sordariomycetes; Cephalothecales; Cephalothecaceae
Exons: 6
Coding region: 304-3588 (1094 amino acids)
Source: RefSeq, a predicted model, not a curated record
GCAGAGCUUGGCCCGGCCAACACAUUGGUACAUCUGGUGGCGUCCAUAAAGGCAGCGAGGCUGGCUGGGCCGUCAGGCAUCGAGACUAACUGGCUCGUCAGGCAGCCAGGGGAGCCGACAUCCAAGAUAUACCCCGCGCUCCGCGCUCCGGCCACGACAUUGUUGCUGGUCGAUUCCUUUCUGCAUUCUGCCGUCCGCGACUUUCGACUCGGCGAGUCCGUUCGAGUGCAUCGACAUCAUCUUACGCCGACCUCGGCUGCUCCCAAUUUCCCACGCAGAUUCCCCUUCAAACAAACUCGCACGAUGAGCUGGCUGUGUAAACGACUAAAGCGCUUCUUCCCUCGGGGAAAGAAGGUCGGGACGGAAAAGGCCAAGGAAAAGAAACCAGCGAGUGGCGAUCCUAUAAAGACCCAACCUAAGCCGAUCAGUCCUCUUCUCAACAGCGUCAGGCCGAUCAGUCCUCCUCUCAACAGCGUCGAGCCGAUCAGUCCUCCUCUCAACAGCGUCGGGCCGAUCGUUCUUGUUGACAACAUAGGCGGAGGCGCCGCAGGAGUGGGCGCCAGCGGAACCGAUAUCGUCUUGGUCCACGGACUGCGCGGCUCCAGCUUGGGGACGUGGUCCAAGGGAGACAUCUGCUGGCCACGUGACUUUCUGAUGAAAGACGUGAAGCAUAUCAGAGUCAUUACCUGGGGUUAUGACGCAAGCAUCGCCAAUAUCUUCGAUAGUGCCAGCCAGGAAAGUAUUUAUGGCCACGCAGGAACGUUGCUCAAUGAUCUGGCGCGGGUUCGAGUGGGAAUUACCAGGCCGGUUGUCUUCGUUUGCCACAGCCUCGGUGGCCUGGUUGUCAAGCAAGCGCUUAUCGUUGCGAACAGUUACAAACACAACGAACGGCACCCUACUCUAGCUGCCAUAUUCAUACAUACGGCCGGCGUCAUCUUCAUGGGCACUCCAUACCGCGGCAGCUCGAAGGAGCCGUAUGGCGACGUCAUAGCGAACAUUGCGAAACUCGCUCUCCAGCAGCCAAAUAAGCAGCUCCUCCAGACAUUGAGGCAAGACUCGCACAUCCUUGAGGGCCAGCGAAACGAUUUCACUACCAUUUCGCGUGACAUGGAAAUUGUGUGUGUCAGAGAGGAGAAAGCGACGGCCAUAGGCAUGAUUGUCCCAGAGACGUCCGCUUCGUACGAAGGAUUCAAGGUCCUUCCAGGCUCCAUCAACGCGAAUCACAUGAACAUGGUGAAAUUCGCCUCCCAGACAGACCAGGGGUACCAGCGGACUCUAGGCUGGAUCGUGGCGCUCUGCAACACCGCUCGAGUGGCACAGCAAGAGGCGAUGAAUCCUCACAAGGGAAGAAUAAACGAAAUUCUUAGGAUUCUUCACUUCCCGUCAAUAGAUCAGCGGGAGUUGUCUAUUGAGCCAGCAUAUGCCAACACAUGCACCUGGAUAAUGGAAGGCAACUCUGUCACGAAAACGAAUGACCACAGUGCACCACAAUUUAAAGCAUGGCUUGAGAACGACGAGUCGGUCUUCUGGAUCAGCGGCAAGGCUGGCUGCGGCAAGUCAACCCUGAUGAAGUACGUUUACCACCACGUCGAUACAAAAGCAGCGAUCUCUAAGCUGGCAAACGACAAGAAGCUGGUGAUGGCGCAAUACUUCUUUCGGGAGAACGGCGACAACAUGCAGAAAUCCCGGGAAGGAAUGAUCCGGAGUAUUCUGUACCAGAUCCUUAAAGAGCGAAGCGAUCUCAUCCCCGUUGCAUUCCCGACCUUCAUGGGUGACAUGCUGCCAACAUAUGAGACAAUCAAUAUUUGGACAACCUUGAGCAACGCCUUGUUUUCCAUGCUGGAUCAUCUGCAAGACUCGAAAGUGUGUCUUUUCAUUGACGGAUUGGACGAAUAUCGCAUGAUAGACAAGAUGCAUUGCUAUACAGAAGAACAGCUAGACCUUACCUACGACGGCAACAACGAGGACGAAACUUGGGGACUGAGCGAUUGGAUUGUGGAAGGGCAUGAGCAGAUUGCGGACUUUGUCAUCAGGUUGAAGAACCUAUCGAACGUAAAAGUCUGUUUAUCUAGCCGAGAGCUCAACAUCUUCGAAUCAAAGUUCAGCGAGUUUCCAAGGAUCCAGGUGCAUCAGCAUAUAGCCGGGGCAAUCAAAAGGUAUUGCGAAGGGCGGCUUGCGGAAGACGCUCACGACCUUGAAGAUCGGGAAAAGUUUGUGUCAUCAAUUACCGACAAGUCGCGAGGGGUAUUCCUCUGGGUCCAGAUUGUAAUCACUAUGCUUGUCGACGGAUGCAGAAACGGCGACAACCCGCGCGAGCUCUGGGAGGCCUUGGACAAACUACCUCAGAGACUCGGCGGAAAGGACGGUCUCUACAUGUUGAUGAUGCAGAAUGUCAAACGAAAAGAUCUUCUCAUGGGCGCAAGACUGUUUCAACUUGUCAUGCACUUUCAAGCCUCCCAAAUCUACCCAACCUACAGCCUAGACAUGGUCACGCUGUUCCUGGCAGAAGAGGGCCAUCUGGAUACAGACGGCGACGGAGGUUUGAGAGCUAGAAAAGACAGGUUUGCUCCCCGGACUUGGGAAGAGCUACGUCGUCGUUGCACCAACCUACAACGUCGCCUCAAAAGUCGAUGCUUUGGACUCCUGGAGGGGACGGGGGACGUCCAGUUCAUCCACCAAACCGCCAAGGAAUUCAUGUCACGGGCAUACUUGUGGAAUCUCAUCUUUCCCGAUUCGUACGUUUUGAUACCCGAAAUGGAUAAGGACCUCGCCCUACUGAGCGGACUAAUUCGACGUAUGAAAUGCUGCCAGGAAGCCGUCUUACAGCUUCAGAAGACACAAAACACGGGGCAGUCACCCGGAAAAUCUUGGCUGAGGUCAGAGACCCCGAAUCCCUCGGAUACCGCCAUUCGUCUGGUGGAUCUUGCUCUCCAGACGGUCGAUAGGCUCCACGACAGGUUCGGAAAUGUCGACAAUUUAGAAGAGCUUGUGGACGAACUAGAUGCUGCCGCCAGUGACCUCUUAGGGGGGCGGAAUGUUGGCCUUACAGGCCCGUUGCAUCGGUCUUGGGUCGAAAUAAUGUUCCACGAGUCAGAAUCAAGCGGCCACCCGACCAGCCUAUUGGAGCUGAUGACUUGCCGUAAUGUCGAAUCCUAUGUCGUUUCAAAGCUUAAGGGAAACGGCAUUACUCAGCCACAGUCCCAAAUAUUACUUCAAGCCGCGUCGCGACGCGCAGAUCUCAUAUGGAGAGGACAGAAUUACGGAUGGAUCGGGUCAGAGCCGUCACCCAAAAUUGUUGCAGCGUUGUUGGCAGCCGGCGCAGACCCGAACUCUGAGCACGACAAGCGCGAUGAAUCCAAUGCAGCCGUUGGUCCGCAGAAGGUAACGGCGUGGACAGACUUUCUCCUGGACACAUUUCGGUAUCGUCGUUCCCGAGGCUCGAUUUCCUCAGAACAGCUGGCUAUAAUUGACUUGUUCCUCAAAUAUGGCGCAGAUCCGACGGCGCGGGUUUACGACAAGAAGAGCGGGGAGUUCAUCACUGUGGAGAUUCUCCUCAACAACCACCCAACUGGUCGAGCUUCGGACUAGGUUCCCGCACCUUGCAGCUCACUCGACACGGAGUCUCGGGCUGACGUCAGAGUAGUCCGAUGAUUUGCGGUCUACGGCUCCUCGGGCAUCGUGUGAGUAGAAUGGAGCGACGGGCAGAUGCGAGCUGGGGAUGCCUCAAAGAGAUAGCAAUAAUCCAAAUUCUGUGCUUGAACGAAUCCUAAGCCUAAU